AUGUUUAGAAGCCAGACCGUGUGGCAUGUCAACUGCUGCAAUCCCGAAACCGAUAACGGCUGGGAUGUCUUCAACGCCAUCCUUGGCUGGCAAAACACCGCCACUUAUGGCUCCGUCAUUGCUUACAACGUCUACUGGGCAUUCCUGGUCUUGACUGUCUCUCUCCUCAUCUACGAGGAGAAGACUGGAUCAUUGCCUCUGAAGAACCAAUUCUUGAGUGCCAUGUCCAAGGUCCCGGGACUUAGAGGAUGGGCUGCAAAGAAGCGUGCGAACCAGAACUCGAAUGUCAACGAGCAUGAAGUCUUCCGACAGGUCCAAGCCGCAGGACUUCUCAGAGAGUAG
Trichoderma harzianum CBS 226.95 is the source of this 342-nucleotide messenger RNA. RefSeq lists its product as hypothetical. Gene Ontology annotation, cellular component: high-affinity iron permease complex; plasma membrane. Gene Ontology annotation, biological process: iron ion transmembrane transport. The coding region runs from base 1 to 342 and encodes 113 amino acids. Gene Ontology annotation, molecular function: ferrous iron transmembrane transporter activity. Lineage: Eukaryota; Fungi; Ascomycota; Sordariomycetes; Hypocreales; Hypocreaceae. The record is from RefSeq and is a predicted model, not a curated record. The transcript is spliced from 2 exons.